Messenger RNA from Toxoplasma gondii ME49, 3885 nucleotides. RefSeq names its product ICE family protease (caspase) p20 domain-containing protein. Gene Ontology annotation, biological process: proteolysis. The record is from RefSeq and is a predicted model, not a curated record. The transcript is spliced from 11 exons. Bases 1067 to 3295 code for a protein of 742 amino acids. Lineage: Eukaryota; Apicomplexa; Conoidasida; Eucoccidiorida; Sarcocystidae. Gene Ontology annotation, molecular function: cysteine-type endopeptidase activity.
UCCCUGCAGUUGUCUUUCUCUGCCGAGUUCCGGCACCUUCAUUCCUUAGUAAAUCCGCCCUCUCCCCACAGCGCUGAGCAGACCUAGAUCCACGUCGCGAUCUUUUCUUCCGCAGCUGGGAAGUGACCCUCUCGGAGUUAGAUGAAAUUGCUCCGUCAAAGACGGUCGGAAGAAAGGAAGUCUUGAAACGCACUGAUUCGUGGAACAGCUUCUCGCCUGUUUUCUUUUCUGCGUUCUGAAAACUCGCUUCAAAGUGACUUUUCGUGUCUACCUCCGCGUAGCAGCCCCUCGGGUCUUCUCGAGAGAGAAAAGGACCCCCCGUCUAUGCAACUUUUUCCUGUGGUGUCGUGGCGCUCCAAACUCUCUUCUGACAUUUCCUAAUCUCUUCUCCUCUUCCUCAAAUCUCAAGGUUCCCUCUCCACUCCCCGCUCGAUCCUCUUCACUUUCGUCUCGGCCGCGACGAACGCGAAGGUGCAGAACUGACUCUUCUUGUCAUUUUCGGUGUCGUUUUUUCUCGCCUCUAAGUCGGUUUUACACACCAAUUUUUCCUCGCCUCUCUUUUCCACUUCUUCUCGCGUUUCUUUUCGCAAGGCCUCUUCUGUGAUGUCUGUCUCAUCCCCCGUUCCUCUCGUUCCUGUCUCCUCUUCUGUGCCCUUCUCAUCUUCUGUUUUACCUUCUUGCCUCUGUUAACUUUUCUUCUCUAUCUCCCCUCGCCCGUACCCUCCCUCACAACUUCUGUACAUCCCUAUACAUAUUCACAUGUACACAGCUACUUGUAUACAUCUACGUCUAUGCAUAUAUAUAUAUAUAUAUAGUUUGUUCUCUCUCUCUCUCUCUCUAUAUAUAUAUAUAUAUAGCCUACGCACUGUAUCGUCUGUUGUAUCUGCGUCGAUCCCUUCUUUUCGUCUCAGAUGUCUCUGUCUCUUUCUCUUUGUUUCUCUUCUGUAUACGAGCAGCUUCCUCUUUGUUUAACACAGGCACACCCGCUGUCCGCGUUGUCUCUUUUUUCAGCUGCUCCGGUUUCUUUUUGGCGCUUGGGUUCGCGUCUCGCCGAGUUCCUUUCGAGAUGGCGCAUGUGAAGCAGCGGUUGAAGGUCGCGAUCUUGCGAGUCGACGGUGUCGAGGGGCUCAGCGCUCGCCAAGGCUGCUACGUCAAGUUUCGCUGGCGCGGAGACAAGUACAAGACUGAGGCGAAGAAGCGCGCAGGAAAUGGCAUGCAGUUCAACUUCAAGGCGAUCCUGCCCUUCGACAGCAGCGACCCGCGGACGCUGGCUCUCGAACUCUGGACAGCGGCCGCCUUCUCUCACAAACGCGUAGCGGAAACCAGUCUUGACUUGACUCGUCUGGCGUCGGUCUCCGCAACUCAGUGUUCCUGUCCCCUGACGUCUGUUGAGGGUCGACGCCUGGGCGCUUCUCCCGUCCUCGUCCUUUCUGUGCAACUUCAGAACUUCGAUCAGGCAGCGAGCAACGCAGAGCUGCAGCAACGUCUCCACCAACAUGCUGAGGAACAACGACAAAGGCGAGAAUUCGAAAAGCAGCAAACUGUGCUGGAACAACGUCUCCUCGCUGGACGACCCCCCCCUGCUCCUUCUCCCUAUGUUCCGCCGCCUCCUCCUGCUCAUGUCAAUCCUUCGUCUUCCUCUGCCCACGCUGCUGCUCCCUCUUCCUCUUAUCCACCUCCUUAUUCGUCUUCGGUUUAUUCUUCACCGUGUCCUCCAGGAUGCUCUGCGUUCACGACUGCGUGUGUCGCGCCUCUGCCGCAACAAGCGCAUGCAGGUCCUGCUGCUCCUGGGCCUUACGCGAACUAUCCCUACUUCCCGGGGAACACGGCCUACAGUCCGUCUCCAGCUGGCCAGGCGCAUGCCGCACAUGCAGGCCAAGCGCCUCAGUAUGGAUGGGCAGCGCCGCAGCAACCGACCUGUGUGGAGGUCCCCCCUCAGGCGCCGCGUCCGUCGAUCCAGCAAGCAACAGUCACGGCGUCUGGGCACUGGGACGCGACCGCCAUAAAGUACAUCAAGAACAUCUUACCGCAGUGCUCCACACAAGAAAUUGAAGAAGCCUUGUCGGCGGCCGGCGGCGACUGCGAGAAAGCAGUUGAUGUGCUCCUGAAGCGUUUGGUGGCGCAUGCAGCGGAAGAAAAUGAAACUCAAGUUCAUCAGUUGGAACACCAGGCCGCAGCGGCGGCGCAGCCUGUGGUGGCGUGGACGCAAUACUCCGCGGCUCCUGCCGCCUAUGGAGCACCCCCGGCAGGACCCAUGGCCCUGGAGACACCUCCAACGCAUGCACCCCCACACCUGGGAUUCACGCCAGCCCCCAUGUACACUCCUGUGGGGAAAAUUCCUUCUUCAGGUCGCCGCAAGGCUCUGCUGGUCGGAAUCAACUACCGGGGGACCGACGCGGAACUGCGAGGCUGCGUCAAUGAUGUCCACCGCAUGAAAAAUCUUCUCUGUUCUGUCUACGGCUUCCACGAUUCGUCCACUACGCUUGUUGCCCUCACAGACGACAGCCGGAACAGUCUCUACCGGCCUACGCGGAACAACAUUUUGAAGGCGAUGCAUUGGUUGACGAUUGACAACCGUCCGGGCGAUGCUUUGUUUUUCCAUUUUUCUGGACAUGGCGGGAGAGAAAUCGAUCGAAGUGGCAUCGAAGAAGACGGAUACGACGAAACGAUUCUCCCGGUUGAUUUCGAGACUGCAGGCCAGAUUCUUGACGACGAGCUGCAUGCGUUUCUGGUACAGCCCCUACAAAGCGGCUGCCGACUCACUGCCGUCAUGGACUGCUGCCACAGCGGCACAGGCCUCGACCUCCCCUUCACCUGGAAUUCCCCCAAGUGGCGGUGGGACGAGGAAACCAAUCCGUUCUACGUCCUCGGCGAUGUCCAGAUGUUCUCCGGGUGCCAAGACGACCAGACCUCUGCGGACUUGGCUGGACAUGAAGACCGCGCGCCGGGAGGCGCGAUGACGACGGCGUUCAUUGCCGUUCUGACUGCGAGGCCGUUCGGCCACUCUUAUCCCUCGCUGAUGCAAGGACUAACUGAGAGCAUGGUCUCCCGAGGCUUAUCGCAGCGCCCCCAGCUGACGUCGUCUCAGAAAUUCGACUUCAACAGACCCUUCAACUUGUCGGAUGUGAUUCCGAAUCAAAACCGAGUGCUCGGGAGACAAAUUCGCCGCAGACGCAAGCCGCUGCCCAACUCAGAGAGCCGCCGCAGACCUGGCGCAGGCAUCGGGGACGCGAUGCUCCUCGCGGGGGCUGGCUUGGCCACUGGCCUUCUCGUCGGCUCUCUUCUCAACGACUGAGGGAGAGAUUCAGAUUUGUUUUUUUCGACCAGCAGAAGCAGGGCACGAGGAAGCAAAAGAUGCAGCGAUUGACGCCGCACCCACGAGUUCCACUGAAGUUUUUUCUGAAGCCGAUUAGGUAGAGAUCAUGGAACAGCCAGAGAGCGGUUCUCUAAGGGCGCCUCUGUGCGGCUCUGCAGCGUGAGCAUCUGCAUGCGACGACUUCGCAAGAAGCGACACUGAGGGAUGAGCGACAACGAAGAAAGCUCUGAGAAAGACAAGAAGAUGCGUGAAAGCGCGAAUAGCCAUCAGCUUCCAAAGAGUGCAUCCUCGACAGUCUCUCGUCUCGCCUUUGUACGCCUCUUUUUGAUGAAGCAAAGACAAAGGCAGAAAGAGAAACACGGAGACAGAGGGAAGGCCAGGGGCCCCCAGGCCAACGUCGUCUCACUAUCUUGAGCUACAGUGCGAGAGGGUGGGCAGAUAUUUGAAGAAGAUCUGAAGACACCGAAGAUUUCUAUUCGUGUGGCGUCCGAUUGUUUGUCCCCAACAGCCUGUCAUUUCACAGAGUGUUACGUGAACAGAAAGAGACAUUUGAGUGCUUCAUUCCUCCA